CCGGUCGGGCCAGGUUGCCACUGGCACUAUAAGUCUUUUUUUUCUUUUACAGUGGUGGGACUGAGUGGAUCGUAUCAUUAUUUUUUCUGAUCCCCUAUAACAUUUGUUACAUUAGGCUAAAACAGAAACAUGGCUGACACAAAAGUCGACAAGAAGGAGAUCUCUGCCAAGGACCUGAAAGAGAAGAAGCUUGUUGAGGAGGCAGAAAAUGGAAAAGAUGCCCCAGCCAAUGGGAAAAAAGCUAAGGAGGCUGAGGAGAAUGGAGAUGUAGAGGAUGUAGACGAGGAGGAGGAGGUGGGAGAGGAGGAGGAUGAGGAAGAGGAUGUUGAGGGCGACGAAGAUGAUGAAGAUGACGAUGAGGUCGAGGGUCGCGCAGGCAAGAGGGCGGCGGAAGAUGAUGAUGACGAUGAUGAUGAUGAUGAGGAGGAUGUUGGAACGAAGAAGCAGAAAACCGAUGAUGAUUAAGAGUUGUGUUUCAACCCGCUGGAAGCCCCUGUAACCUCUCUCCUAGACCACCGAGCGUUUUGGAGGGAAACUGUGGUCAUCAUCAAGUAGAGUCCAACGUCCGUGUACACACACCCAACGUCCGUGUACACACACACCCAACUGCAAAUUUUUUAGAAUACCCAAGACUUCAAAGUUCUACCUUCUUAACAAGAUACAGUACUUUAAAAGGAGAAUUUGUUUGUAUUUUUAUUUACAUUUUAUAUUUUUGUACAUAUUGUUAGGAGGUCAGCCAUUUUUUCGACAGUGAUCUCUGGUUACCAAACGGUGCUUUGGAGUUGAUGCUUCUCUAUGAAAUAGACUUUACUUGUGGUUUGACCAUGUCAUGUUAUCUCAACACAAACUUGUACAAAUUUCAGAAAACAAUUAAAUUUAAAGCAUUCCAGUAACUUUGUAUUUGUACUUUAGUUGUACCAUACGUAGUUGGUUUGUAUGAGAUGGCAAGGCCAAAGAAAAGAGGUUUCUUUUCUUUUAUGUCGUUUAAAUUGCUGUCUGUUGUGGCCUGUUCAAUGUACGUGUGAAUUUGUUGUAAGACAAUAAACCAGAAUUUUAGUUUGUGAGCA
Messenger RNA from Salvelinus namaycush (lake trout), 1067 nucleotides. Its product is annotated as prothymosin alpha-A-like. The record is from RefSeq and is a predicted model, not a curated record. The transcript has 5 exons. Gene Ontology annotation, molecular function: histone binding. Gene Ontology annotation, cellular component: nucleus. NCBI's taxonomy places the organism in Eukaryota, Metazoa, Chordata, Actinopteri, Salmoniformes, Salmonidae. Bases 130 to 465 code for a protein of 111 amino acids. Gene Ontology annotation, biological process: positive regulation of transcription by RNA polymerase II; negative regulation of apoptotic process.